Molecule: messenger RNA, 672 nt
Organism: Darwinula stevensoni
Lineage: Eukaryota; Metazoa; Arthropoda; Ostracoda; Podocopida; Darwinulidae
Source: the annotation of a GenBank genome assembly
CUGUGCAGAUUUCCUUAUGAUUGGAAUUGAAACAAGGGAAACCCAAUGCCUAAAGUUCAAGGCAGGGAAUCCUCAUUGAACACAAUCAGUGACUUGGAUCUGGAUGAGUUAGAAGUUGGCCUAGAUCAUGUCUCCAGGUGCAGCCUACUCUGGAAGCAUCUUCUCAACUGGAAAGCGGAAAAUGUAGCUAUAGAGCCAGAAAGCAAGAAGUCGGUCAUGGGUUCCACCACUGAGCCUAGGGAUGAUCUUGAAGGGAAGAAACUAGAGGAUGAGGUGAUUGGAACCAACUUAGUUGCCUUUCUUGGUCCCAAUAUUUGGGGUGAUGAUGGCAUCAAGUUGGAAUUGGAUGUGGAACUUAGUGCCCUCUUGGGAAUGGAAGAUGAGUCUGUGGAAGGGCAUCAGGCUGCUGCAUCAGCAAAUGCUGAGACUGAUACAGAGACCAGUUAUCCUACAGAUCCCUCAGUGGAUCCUGUGGUGUUGAAAGAUGAUUGUCCAAAUACAUUCGCCCUGGAUGCUGCUACAGAAGAAACCUGUAAACCCAGGCGUCUUCGUCGAAAUGUAAAUCGUAAGAGGAAGGCUGACCAAACUCUUACACCUCCAGGAAGUGAGUUUCCUUUUCAUAUCUAUAUGGAUUGUUCUGCAUCAACUCACCUGGCAAAACAGGCACUGUAG